Messenger RNA from Naumovozyma castellii, 582 nucleotides. RefSeq names its product Atg29p (gene ATG29). Bases 1 to 582 code for a protein of 193 amino acids. The record is from RefSeq and is a predicted model, not a curated record. Lineage: Eukaryota; Fungi; Ascomycota; Saccharomycetes; Saccharomycetales; Saccharomycetaceae. The transcript has a single exon.
AUGAAUAACACAAACACAAUUGUGUAUGUGAAAGUAAGAGGGAAAAAACCUGCAGGUUUUAUAGAUCCACCAAACUUUGUAUGGGAUCAAAAUAAGGAGAAGAAAUUGUGGAGCAUUAUCUCCAAGUUAGAUUCUCAGAGAAAUGAGAUUGAUUGGAAACUAAUAUCAGAAACGCUGAAUGCACCUGAUUAUUUUCUAAAGAAGAGAAGUUAUAAACUAUUUGCUAAACAUUUGGAACUCUUACAAAAACAAAUUGAUAGAAAGGAGUUAGAAGAUGGGAGUAGUAAUGGAGAUUUACAAAAGCUACCCAAUUACAUAUCUAGUCUGGAGGAAGAUAAGAAAACAAUUGUGAGUACAAAUGCUACAGAUAAUAAUGAUCAAAUAAAUAAUAUACCCGAGAAUAAAGAACAUGACGAUGAAAAUGUCCUGGAGCAGCUACAAGCAUCCAAAAUUAUGGGGUUUAAAAGACCAUCAAGCUCAGCUAAAGAUGAUAAUAACGGUAGUGAUAGUGAAAUAUCUUCGAAUCUAAGUGUAAGCAAGUCUGCCCUGGAGGAAGCCCUAAUGGAUAAGUUGCAUUUCUAA